GAGGAGUGUGGGGUUGGGAGCACUGGAGAAUUGGGGGUGCAGAAGCGGCUUCAGGGCCUCGCUGUGUGCCUUGGCCUUUUGGAGCUGGUAUAGCUAUUUUAUUUCAGGCGACAAAAAUCUCUGCCGCCUUUGUGUGGAUCCCUUUGCACGCCACUGCUGGGCAACUUUCAUAGCAGUAGUAGGGUCACAGGGGGCUGUGUGUGCCGAGUGGGUUGGCUUAAAAACAGCCAGCAGAGCGCCUUUAUGGAUGUCUGAGUUUUGUUUUUGGCAUUAGUGGUUGAAGUGGAGAACUGUGAUCAGAAACUGUUGUAGAUCAGGCCAGCAGAGCAUGAAGAAAGAAAUAAUAGUUCAUAGGGAACUGUUAGUUAAAGGGAAAUGCUUCAGGGUGACCACAUUUGUCAGCUGUUGUGUGUCUGGAAGGUCUUAUCAAACUUUUCUUCAUAGGUGCGGUGAACAAGCUUACAAAACACUCUGUACUAAGGGAAAUAAGAAAUAUUUCAAACGCAGUGAGUUAGCUAAAAAAGAAGAGGAGGCCUACUUUCAGAGAUGUGGCUACAAGGUGCAGCAACAAGAGGAGGAGGAGAAGCCACUGACUUCAUCAAAUCCAGUGCUGGAACUUGAACUGGCAGAGGAAAAGUUACCAAUGACCCUUUCUAGACAGGAGGUUAUCAGGAGGUUACGAGAGAGGGGUGAGCCCAUCAGGCUGUUCGGAGAAACGGAUUAUGAUGCGUUUCAGCGUUUGCGGAAGAUAGAAAUUCUUGCACCUGAGGUCAACAAGGGCCUGAGAAAUGAUCUGAAGGCUGCCUUGGAUAAGAUCGACCAGCAGUAUCUGAACGAAAUUGUAGGUGGCCAAGAAGCAGGAGAUGAUGAUUCACAGAAUGACUUGAAAGUCCAUGAGGAGAAUACUACUAUUGAAGAACUGGAGGCUUUGGGAGAGUCCUUAGGACGGGGUGAUGAUCACUAUGAUAUGGACAUCAUAACCAAGUUCUUGAAGUUUCUCCUGGGCGUUUGGGCGAAGGAGCUGAACGCCAGAGAAGACUACGUGAAGCGGGGAGUGCAGGGGAAGCUGAACAGCGCCACCCAAAAGCAGACAGAAUCCUACCUGAGGCCACUCUUCAGGAAACUUCGGAAAAGGACACUUCCUGCAGACAUCAAAGAAUCAAUAACAGAUAUUAUUAAAUUCAUGCUGCAAAGAGAAUAUGUGAAGGCAAACGAUGCCUAUCUUCAGAUGGCGAUCGGAAACGCUCCCUGGCCUAUCGGUGUCACCAUGGUCGGCAUCCACGCUCGAACGGGUCGUGAAAAGAUCUUCUCCAAGCACGUAGCCCACGUUCUCAACGAUGAAACUCAAAGGAAGUAUAUACAGGGGCUGAAGAGGCUCAUGACCAUUUGCCAGAAGCACUUCCCAACAGACCCGUCGAAAUGUGUGGAGUACAACGCUUUAUGAGGCUCUGCAGGGUCCAAGGCCUGGCUCAUGUUUUGAUCUCCCAAGACCCAGAGAGGAUGAAGAGACAGAAUUUGUGUUUUAACACCGACAGGAACCUGGGGUGGGCUUUGCAGAAAAGCACAAAGCGGCAAUUUUUCUACAGCUUCCUUUUUUACAAGCCCCAUUUAUUUAGAUUUGUUUUUAAAUCUGUGCUUUAUGCCGAACGCGUCCAAUAUAGAGCAGAAGGGAGGGUUUUUUUGAAAGGGGUAUGACCAGGACGAUGACCAGGGGACAAUGAACACCACCCUUUUAUUUCAGUUUGUUAUUUGGGGAACUAUAGAGACCGAACUGUUUCCCUUAUCUUAGAGUUUUAGGUGAGACUCAGCCCCGCAAGGAGCAUCUGUGGAGCUUUUUUGGCUGCUUUCCCAUUGGAGACUGAUGUGGGGAGAUGAUUAGAGGGAAGCAGUUGAAUUUGAAUCUUGGUUAUUUCUGUAAAUAUGAAGACUUUAAUGGCUAAUCUUUCAUGUGGUAUUUAUCAGGAGGAAAAAAAAAAAAGAAAAGAAAAAGGUUUAUAUAUUUCUCAGUUGAAAAAUACAGCCAGCCUCGGUGCAAAGAGGUUUUGAUCUUGAA
Calidris pugnax (ruff) is the source of this 2053-nucleotide messenger RNA. RefSeq names its product pre-mRNA processing factor 18 (gene PRPF18). Lineage: Eukaryota; Metazoa; Chordata; Aves; Charadriiformes; Scolopacidae. The coding region runs from base 329 to 1444 and encodes 371 amino acids. Gene Ontology annotation, cellular component: U5 snRNP; U2-type post-spliceosomal complex; U4/U6 x U5 tri-snRNP complex. The record is from RefSeq and is a predicted model, not a curated record. Gene Ontology annotation, biological process: generation of catalytic spliceosome for second transesterification step; RNA splicing. The transcript has 10 exons.